GGGCAGUGCCUGACAUGACUGAUCCUCUCUUCUGCAGUUCAAGGGAAAGACAAGAUCUUGCACAAGACAGUCUGCAUCUUCCCUUAGCUGGGACAGGGUGGUAUGGAGCCCCUCCGGCUGCUCAUCUUACUCUUUGUCACAGAGCUGUCCGGAGCCCACAACACCACAGUGUUCCAGGGUGUGGCGGGCCAGUCCCUGCAGGUGUCCUGCCCCUAUGACUCCAUGAAGCAAUGGGGAAGGCGCAAGGCCUGGUGCCGCCAGCUGGGUGAGAAGGGCCCAUGCCAUCGUGUGGUCAGCACGCAUAACUUGUGGCUGCUGUCCUUCCUGAGGAGGCGAAAUGGGAGCACAGUCAUCACAGACGAUACCCUGGGUGGCAUUCUCACCAUUACACUGCGGAAUCUACAGCCCCACGAUGCAGGCCUCUACCAGUGCCAGAUCCUCCAUGGCAGCGAGGCUGACACCCUCAGGAGGGUGCUGGUGGAGGUGCUGGAAGACCCCCUGGAUCACGAUCACCAGGACACUGGAGAUCUCUGGGUCCCCGGGGAGUCUGAGAGCUUCGAGGAUGUCCAUGUGGAGCACAGCAUCUCCAGGAGCCUCUUGGAAGAAGAAAUCCCCUUCCCACCCACUUCCAUCCUUCUCCUCCUGGCCUGCAUCUUUCUCAUCAAGAUUCUAGCAGCCAGCGCCCUCUGGGUUGCAGCCUGGCACGGGCAGAAGCUAGGGACACAUCCACGCAGUGAGCCGGACUGUGGCUAUGACCCGGGGCACCAGCUCCAAACUCUGCCAGGGCUGAGAGACACGUGAAGGAAGAGGAUGGGAGGAAAAGUCCAGGAGAAGUCCCACCAGGGACCAGCCCAGCCUGAACACUUGCCACUCGGCCACCAGGACUCCUGGUUCUUCUGCUCUGGCAAGAGGCUACUCUGCCUGAAUCCCUGCUUCUCCUGGACCCCUGGAAGCAAGGACAGGUUGAGGGAGAGGGGAGGUGGUAAGAUCACCUGACAACUUCUGGGCAUUGGACAUUAACACUCAUAAAUAAAUCCAAGACUGUCAUAUUUAACUG
Saimiri boliviensis boliviensis (Bolivian squirrel monkey) is the source of this 1057-nucleotide messenger RNA. It is a transcript of the gene TREM2, whose product is annotated as triggering receptor expressed on myeloid cells 2. NCBI's taxonomy places the organism in Eukaryota, Metazoa, Chordata, Mammalia, Primates, Cebidae. The record is from RefSeq and is a predicted model, not a curated record. Gene Ontology annotation, molecular function: signaling receptor activity. Gene Ontology annotation, cellular component: cell surface.